Molecule: messenger RNA, 846 nt
Organism: Lodderomyces theae
Lineage: Eukaryota; Fungi; Ascomycota; Pichiomycetes; Serinales; Debaryomycetaceae
Gene: ABG1
Product: Abg1p
Exons: 1
Coding region: 1-846 (281 amino acids)
Biological process (GO): (1->6)-beta-D-glucan biosynthetic process; fungal-type cell wall biogenesis
Cellular component (GO): endoplasmic reticulum membrane
Source: RefSeq, a predicted model, not a curated record
AUGCAUUUCCUGAGCUUGCUCAUAGCACAUUUGGCAUACUUCAUUGGAACAAUUGCAGCUUUUGCAAAUACCGCUCCCACUUUUAUAAGGACCAGAUACGACGCACCGGGCUUAGUCGACAAACCCCAAUGGCUAUACAAAACAUUCAGCGAUGUGGACAUAUUGAUUUCAACGGAGUUCAAAGCACACGACCUUGGUGAGGUUUCAGAAGCUCCUCUCAACUAUUACCAGGUCAGGAAAUCUGAAUGGUUCUCAAAGCUGAGAAAUGUUGGUGGCAAGCUAUUACCCAUUGCCAACGUUGUAUACUCUGAUCGAACUGAGCCUGUUUUCAAUGAGUUUAAGAGUCGUGGAGCAUUGCCAAAGCUCUUAUCUGGCGCAGCAAUCGAUGAAGCGCUUGAAAGAGCCAAUACGGAUGAUCAUGACGAUUAUGUUAUCCAAAUUAUACCCGACCAUAAGGAGAAAGAAACAGAUGUGGUAGAUGCUGCCGCUGAGGAGAAAUUGCAAAAUUUGUACGAUCUCAACGACAAGGUGACUAGGAAAGAGAAAAAUGGAGAUGUUUCAGUAGAACAAGAUAUUGAUGCAGACUUUGCUGAGGCUAAUAGAUUAGCUGCUGAGGAAGACCAACCAGUUUCCAUAUUGGAAGAUAUUCCUUCAAAUUCAACCACAGUCAAACACGACAAUCUUUUCACAAACUAUCAAUUUUUCACUACUGGAAUUUGGUCUGGAUUGAUUGUGUCUGGAUUUUUGUUAUUGAUUCUUUAUGGUGCUUUGACUUGGCUUUCAGAUUUACAAAUCACGUAUGCCUCAUUUGAGAAGCAGGUUGACUUCGAUAAAAAGAAUGAAUAA